UCAAGCUUCAAGAACAAAAACAAAAACUGAAACGUCCAGGUUUUUUGGGUUUUGAUUCGUACAAAUCAAAUUUAAUGUCUCGCAAGCUGUGAAUAUUGAGAAAAUUACCUCACCCACGAUGGAAAAGCGGCUUUCAUCGGAGCGCAACCUUGGCGCUUCGUCCAACACCAGCCUCGCGGCACCAACAUCCCGGUACAACCUCCGGAACCGAGGUCCCGCCCCGUUCGCCAAGAUGGCCGAGCAGGAGUGCCCGAUUUGUUUCUCCAGCGUGUACGAGGCGCCGGUGGUCCUGAACUGCGAGCACACCAUUUGCGGUCCCUGUACGAAGAAAGUGCUGGCCAAGUACAAGCACUGCCCAAUCUGCAACACGGUCCUCAUCCGUGCGCUCUUCCUGAACGAUACCAGCUACACCCGGAAGCUGACGAAGCGCAACAGGAGUCCGGUCAAGCCAACGACUCGGUCGGCCGGUCGGGCCGCCAAGAGCGAACCACCGUCGGAGUUUGUCAGAAACGGCGCGAGUGGCAAUGUGGUGGAAAGGUUGGCCCGGAAGAGACGCCUUCAGAACCGGGAUAGGACGCCGGAACGAUCCGAGCAGCAGCAGCAGGGGCAGUCGGCGGGUUCAAGUCAAUCUUUGGCCUUGUGCGUUACACCGUUGGCACGGCCCUCGGACAACAAGGUUAUGAUGCGUGUUGUCUUCUGAAAGUUUGUUAGUUUGGUCAGGAUUUGUGUUUGUUGGAGAAAAUUACUUUGAGAAAUGUUAUGUUGUGGGUGCAACGUUUCAAUUUCCCUGUAGUUUGUAGUAAAGCUGCUUGAACAAGGAGAGGUGGCACUUGCUGGAGCAAAAUUAUUUUCAUGGCAGUCAAUAUUUGAAUAAAUAAUUUCCCUUAUUAAAUGUUACAA
Messenger RNA from Culex quinquefasciatus (southern house mosquito), 900 nucleotides. RefSeq lists its product as uncharacterized. Lineage: Eukaryota; Metazoa; Arthropoda; Insecta; Diptera; Culicidae. The transcript is spliced from 2 exons. The record is from RefSeq and is a predicted model, not a curated record. Bases 119 to 700 code for a protein of 193 amino acids.